CGGGGCCGCGGGCGGAAGUGGGCGCCGGCGUGGGGCUGUCACACGCGGGUGAGGCUGUCACACGCGGGUGGAGCCGCGGUAACCGCCUCGGGUCCCGGCUGCACGGCGUGCCAGUGUGUCCGUCCACCCACGGUCCCCAGCCCCCGAGCAGCAGCAGCAGCUGGAGAAAGCUUGCGAAGCCACUGCGAUCCCGGGGCCACCAGCCACCCUCCGUCUCCGCCUUCCUCAUGCUCGCCCGGUGCAUUUCAGCGUGGCAAGGCCUCCACAGGUACCCACCCACUCACCAACACUUCUCCUUCAUUGGCGGCUCCCCCCUGGGGGCACGUUAGGAACGAACCCACACUCGGUGGACAGUGACUCUGCCCUGCCGUGAUAGGCGACACCCCUUCAGUAAGAGAUGACACCCUGACGCCCCACCAGAAAUCCCCCUCGACCACUCCCACCUCCGAGGAGGAUUUCGGGUUGCUGGGACCCGAACUGGUGGUUCCAGGAUUUUCUUAAGAAUGACUUUAGGAAGAGAAAUUAUGUCCCCUCUUCAAUUGAAGUCUUCAUCUUCAGCAACUAAAAAAAACUUUUUGAAAUGGGAUCUAUCACCAGAACAAAUUAAAGCAAGAACUGAGGAGCUUAUACAACAAACCAAGCAAGUGUAUGACACUGUUGGAAUGCUUGAUAUUGAGAAAGUGACAUACGAGAACAGUUUGCAAGCACUAGCAGAUUUAGAAGUGAAAUACGCAGUGGAAAGAAGCAUGCUGGAUUUUCCCCAGCAUAUCUCCUCUGACAAAGAUGUACGAGCAGCAAGUACAGAGGCUGACAAAAGACUUUCUCGUUUCGACAUUGAGAUGAGCAUGAGAGAGGAUGUAUUUCAGAGAAUUGUUCAUCUACAGGAAACCUGUGAUCUUGAAACAAUAAAGCCUGAAGCUAAGCGCUACUUAGAAAAGUCCAUUAAAAUGGGAAAGAGAAAUGGACUUCAUCUUCCAGAAGAAGUACAAAAUGAAAUCAAAGCAAUGAAGAAGAGAAUGAGUGAAUUAUGUAUAGACUUCAACAAAAACCUCAAUGAAGAUAAUACCUUUCUUAUAUUUUCUAAGGAAGAACUUGGGGCUCUUCCUGAUGAUUUUCUUGACAGCUUAGAAAAAGUAGAAGAUAACAAAUAUAAAGUUACCUUAAAAUAUCCCCACUACUUUCCUGUCAUGAAAAAAUGUUGUAUCCCAGAAACCAGAAGGAAGAUGGAAAUGGCUUUUAAUACAAGAUGCAAAGAGGAAAACACUAAAAUUCUGCAACAACUACUUCCACUACGGGCCAAAGUAGCAAAACUACUUGGCUAUAGCACUCAUGCUGACUUUGUACUAGAACUUAACACUGCCAAGAGUACAAGCUGUGUUGCUGACUUUUUAGAUGACUUAAGCCAGAAACUAAAACCUUUGGGUGAAGAAGAGAGAGAGUUCAUUCUGAAUUUGAAGAAAAAAGAAUGUGAGGAAAAAGGGUUUGAAUAUGAUGGAAAAAUCAAUGCAUGGGAUUUGCAUUACUACAUGACCCAGGCAGAAGAGCUCAAGUACUCCAUCAACCAAGAGAAGCUCAAAGAAUACUUCCCAAUGGAAGUGGUCACUGAAGGUCUUCUGAACAUUUACCAAGAGGUGCUGAGCCUUUCAUUUGAGCAAGUGACUGAUGCACAUGUCUGGAAUGAAAGUGUUACCCUCUAUACGGUAAAAGAUAAAGCUACUGAAGAAGUGUUAGGGCAGUUUUACUUGGACCUAUACCCAAGGGAAGGAAAGUAUGGUCAUGCAGCCUGCUUUGGCCUUCAGCCAGGCUGUCUCCUACCUGAUGGUAGCCGAAUGAUGUCCGUGGCUGCCUUGGUAGUAAAUUUCUCCCAGCCUGUUGCAGGCCGUCCCUCCCUGCUGAGGCAUGAUGAGGUGAGGACCUACUUCCAUGAGUUUGGUCACGUCAUGCAUCAGAUAUGUGCACAGACUGAUUUUGCUCGAUUUAGUGGAACUAAUGUGGAAACAGACUUUGUAGAGGUGCCUUCCCAAAUGCUUGAGAACUGGGUGUGGGACAAGGAUUCUCUUCGACGACUCUCAAAGCACUAUAAAGAUGGGAACCCUAUAACAGAUGAUCUUCUUGAAAAACUUGUUGCUUCCCGACUGGUCAACACAGGUCUUUUGACCCUCCGCCAGAUUGUAUUGAGCAAAGUUGAUCAAGCUCUCCAUACUGAUGCAUCAUUGGAUUCCUCAAAGGAAUAUGCCAGAUACUGUUCAGAGAUUCUAGGCAUUUCAGCUACCCCAGGUACAAACAUGCCAGCAACUUUUGGACAUUUGGCAGGAGGCUAUGAUGCCCAGUAUUAUGGAUAUUUGUGGAGUGAAGUGUUUUCCAUGGACAUAUUUUAUAGCUGCUUUGAAAAAGAAGGAAUUAUGAAUCCAGAGGUUGGAAUGAAAUACAGAAACCUUAUCCUGAAGCCUGGGGGAUCACAAGACGGCAUGGACAUGCUCCGAACGUUCUUGAAACGUGAGCCAAACCAAAAGGCAUUCCUAAUAAGUAAAGGCCUGCACACUCUGUAAAACUGGGAAUCGUUUGUAGUAGACAUGUCUACAAGACAAAUUGAUGUUUCUUGAAGAGUUUUUUGAAUUUUAAAAUAGAAGAGGAUGUCAUACCUGAAAAUAUGUAGAGUUUCAUUAUGUUUAAAAAGCACAAGCUUAACCACUGAAUUCUAACCCCCCACCCCAAAUGUAAUUGUAGGAACAGCCCAUUAGAAAAUAAUCAUAGUUAUAAAAACAUCAUUUAAGUGUAUAUGUUAACUUCUUUUUAUAAAAAUUUCACAUUGUUUGUUUUUUUUAAUUGUAAUCUAAGUAAUGUACACGUGAGAAACCUAACAGUUUUUGAAUUGAAAUUAAUGUACAUUGUUCAACAGUUAAUUUAGUCUAUUCUUACAUUUUAAAGUUUUGUACAUGUAAUUUUUGUGAAUACAAAUGAAUAUUCGCAUAAUUCUCUUAUGUUGUAAAUAUUUCCUUGGGGCUUUGAAUCAACUUUAACUGGAUGUUUACCAGCACAGAGGUACCUCCAUUACCUUGGCUUUCAGGGCUAAAAGUAUCUGCCUCAGUGACAUAUUAGUCACUUUAGCACACCAGAUCUCAUCUUUUCCAACUUUCUGCUACACUUAUUUGGAUUAUGAGCUAUGAUUUGGAUUUGGCUUUAAUAGAUCCUCUCUUCUCUUCCCUUCUCUUGUCCCUCACUUUUUCUACCCUUUUGUCUGAAUUUAUUUUAGUAAGGCUAUGCUAGGUAAUAUUUGGAUUAUGUUACCUUGGGGCCAAAUAUAGAUCACAAACUCAUGUCCAAGAUGUCUGUGCCAAACUGCUAUAACACAAGAUUUCUAUCUUGUUCUAUGAUUGCCAAAGUAGUAGUAAGUCCAAAUAAGUUUUUCUCCAAUAAGAGGAGUGGUAAGGGACCUACUCUUAAGAAACUCUGCAGUGUGGCAGUUGGACCUAUCUUGGCUUAAGUACUAUGAAAGGAGGGAAAUAGUGUCAAGGUAAGGAUUGCAAGGAAGGAGGAAGAGAAGCAAUGGGCCAGAAAGUUGGAAAAAUGUUAUUCCAGUACUGUUCUUUUAUAUAAAACACUUACAACAGAAAUCAGUUAGGCUUUACAAAUCUGUCUUAUCUCUUGUUUGUUGUUUUUUUUAAUCACCAAUCUUGAAGGUUUUUCCUUUGAUCACCAAAAAAUACUCCUUACCUAAGUCCUAAUUAUCUACUAUAUGUCCAGGUAAACAGUAAUUUUUUUUUUCCUAUACCUAAAGGAAAAACUAUCUAUGGUGAUCUUGAUUGGAAAAUGAAUUUAAACUCCUACUGUACAUUCUCUUGUAAUCUAGUGAAUAAGAUAAGCUCUUAGGGUCGUUUUCCUCAGCUGCUUAUGAAAGAAGUUCCCAUAGAAAGAAUACUAGAUUGAGAGAUAUAACCCAGAAUAUUUGGAUACAGAUCCUAGCUCUGCUACUUCCUGUAAUUGAGUCACUGAAUCUCUGGAUCCCAGUUCAUCAUUUAUCAAAUGAAGGGUUUGAAUUAAUGGUCUCUCAAGGUCCCUCCACAUUCUAAAUCUAAGGUCAUCUGAGCCUAUGAACUAACAUUAAAAUAUGAUAUUUGUUCCAGCUGCUUCCCAUCCUGAAAUGAGGAGUUAGUUGUCCUCCUGGCUCAGGACAUAAUGAAUAAGAACCUUUUAUUUUUCAAUCUCUAUUUUACCUAUUCACCCUAAAGAAGAAUUCCUAUCAAGAAACAUUGAUGAACAAAUGUUGUAGACUCCAGAAGUAGUAGCAGGCCAACUAAAGACAAGUUAAUGCUUAAAAUAUCCUCUUGGAUACCUAGCCUUCCUGGCUUCCUUUCCCCUUGCACUGAGGCAGCUAGAACGCCAAUGUUUGGCCCCCAUAGAGCCCUUUUGCCAUACCCUGGGAAUUCAUUGUAUCCUGUUUUUAUACUUCAACUGAAAGCUCUCUUCACUCUUCUGUUCUCCAAUAUAUUUUCCCUCUGCUUUCAUUUUUUAACAUUAUUGAAUGUUACAUUAUUUCAUAGGAAGAAAAAAUAGAUAAUUUGUAUGAAAGAGAUUGUGCACAAUGAAAUUGUAUCAUAAUACACAAGAAAGAAUUAUUUCUAGAACUGCUUCUUUCUGCAUGUAAGACUAGAGCAUGUAGAAUCAUAACUCCUUAGAUUGCACUUCUCAUUUUGGAUCUGUGCCUGAUUUCAAAAGCUUAGAAAAAGACAAUUUAUGAAACCACAACCUCACAGAAAGUAUAUUUUAGCAUGAUUUAGGGAGAAUAAAAUUAAAGGUUUAUUUUUUAAGGCCAUUUAAAAUACAGCAAUCCAUCUGUUCAUUCUUAUUUCCAGAUCAGAGUAUAUAGUGUCUUGGAGGCCCUCUGAAUAGCAGAUAAACACAGAAAUUGUAAUUUGGCAAACAUAUUCUACUGAUUUACGAACUGAAGCACGUAUAACAAAGUCUCUUUGGUUACCUAGGUUUCCCCUUCGUUAUCAGGCAAUUUCAGCCUGAUCUAAGUCUUCAAGAACAAGUUCUAAACCAUCACAUAUUUAUUAGUGGGAGUCUAACUGAAAUGGCUGAAGAGUUCAUUUUAAGGAGCUAAAGAAAAACUAUUAUGGCCAAUGAUACAGGUUUUCUCCUCCAGAAUAAAUGUCAACUUUGUAAGAAUAAUAGAAGAGUUAUUACUUAAAGAGUUCUUACCCGAAAUCUUGACAGUCAAGGACUUUCACCUUUCCAAAACAGAAUGAAAAUCAUAGCCCUGGACUCUUUGGUCUUGACAUAUAGGAUUGUGUAAUAAAUGAAUAUUGAGUGGAGAGUGAUCUGAUGGGGGGGAAAUAUGUAUAUGUUCCUGUAAUUUAAAAGCCUGGACUUUUAGCAAAAGAAUUUAAUUUUCUGCUUUCUUGUUUGGUCUUCAGUCUUCACAUAUGAAUCAAUGGCAUGCAGUGGUCUUGCAUGCCUAUUGAAACAACAGGUUUGAAUGCCACUAGUUUUUAUUCUGUUCUGAUUUAGAACUUUCCUUGCUCUGAGGCUAGCUGGUACAUGAAAAUAUCUGACUUCCUCAGUUAAAUAUAGUUAACUGAGCCCAAAGAGUGUUAAAAGUGAAACUCUAUCUGUUUUGAAUGGAAGCAAUGAACAUUUCUUUUUUCACCACACCCCAACUGCAUUAUACUUAUAUAUUUCCUAUCUGAAAUUGGAUACACCUUUGAAAAUUGAAUAUUCAUCCUGUUUUAAAAGUUUGGUGAGAUAAAGUAGAAGAGAUUUGGUACAGCUAGUUUCAUGGAGCAACAAAUAGACAAAAUUGAUUUAGUAUUAUUUUUAUUGGAGAAAUGUCCACCAAAAAUAUUUCCUCCUUUGUAAAUAGCAGUCUAGUAAACACUGUAUUAAAGUAUAAAGUAGGUUUGUAAGAUCUUAAACACAAGCUACAAAUGACUUCUAUUAUUACAUCUAGAUUAUGAACUACAAUAUAUUGUAGUUAAAUUGAAUGAAAUGGCCUCUGGGGUCCCUUCCACCCCUCAAAUUUUAUGAUUUUAUGAUAUUAAUGUGACAAAGCAUUUGAAUUACCUUUUUUUUUUCUUUCAAAGAAAACACUAAGGAUUGCGGAAAGUGAAUUCACAAUUUUAGGGUUUUUUUUUUAAUGAUGUUUUUACAACAUUAUAGAUUUGAAAUGAUACUGCUCAGGAAAUAUGUCUUUGUGCUAAAUCUCUACAAUGAUAUACAAUAAAUAUUUGAGCCAA
Molecule: messenger RNA, 6236 nt
Organism: Antechinus flavipes (yellow-footed antechinus)
Lineage: Eukaryota; Metazoa; Chordata; Mammalia; Dasyuromorphia; Dasyuridae
Gene: NLN
Product: neurolysin
Exons: 13
Coding region: 504-2549 (681 amino acids)
Biological process (GO): proteolysis; peptide metabolic process
Cellular component (GO): mitochondrial intermembrane space
Molecular function (GO): metalloendopeptidase activity
Source: RefSeq, a predicted model, not a curated record